UGUUUGCUGGCACCGCCCGCCCGCCUGGUGCAGAGCGCUAGUCGCGGCGAACGGCGUUGCCAUUUAAAGGGGCCGCGACCCCUGUCCCGGCUGCCAGGGAGGGAGGUGGAGAAGGAGCGUGAGGCCGUCGCUGUCUGCAGUUCUAAGCUUGUAGCGGUUACACUAACCCUGCCGCAGCCCAUAUCCAGCCAUCCUCAUGGACCCCAGUGAUUUCCCCAGUCCAUUUGAUCCAUUGACCCUGCCAGAGAAGCCCCUGGCUGGAGACCUUCCAGUAGACAUGGAAUUUGGAGAGGAUCUACUGGAAUCCCAGACUGCCCCAACUCGAGGAUGGGCCCCCCCUGGCCCUUCUCCCUCCUCGGGCGCCCUGGACCUGCUUGAUACUUCUGCUGGCCUGGAAAAAGACCCUGGAGUUCUGGAUGGAGCCACUGAGCUACUGGGGUUGGGGGGGCUGCUCUAUAAAGCCCCCUCUCCCCCAGAGGUGGACCAUGGUCCUGAAGGAACCCUUGCCUGGGAUGCAGGGGAUCAGACCCUAGAACCUGGACCAGGGGGCCAGACCCCUGAGGUGGUGCCACCUGACCCAGGGGCUGGGGAAAAUACUUCUUCACCUGAGGGGCUACUAGAGCCUUUGGCUCCAGAUUCUCCAAUAACCCUGCAGUCUCCCCACAUUGAAGAGGAGGACACAACCUCCAUAACUACCACCAGAAGGGGCUCUCCUAGGCAGGAGGAGGAGCUUCCCCAAGGGCAGCCACAGAGCCCAAAUGGUCCCCCUAGCCCUUCGGUGGGAGAGACUCUGGGGGAUGGAAUCAACAAUUCUCAGACCAAACCUGGGGGCUCUAGCCCCCCUGCACAUCCUUCCUUGCCAGGAGAUGGCCUAACUGGGAAGGGGAAUGAGAAGCCGCCUGAGAGGAAGAGAAGCGAGCGCGUUAGAAGAGCAGAGCCUCCAAAACCUGAGGUUGUGGAUUCCACUGAGAGCAUUCCAGUGUCAGAUGAAGAUUCUGAUGCCAUGGUAGAUGACCCCAAUGAUGAGGACUUUGUGCCAUUCCGGCCCCGACGCUCUCCUCGCAUGUCCCUACGCUCAAGCGUGGCACAAAGGGCUGGGCGCUCUGCAAUGGGCACUAAGAUGACUUGUGCACAUUGCCGGACACCACUGCAGAAGGGCCAGACAGCCUAUCAGCGCAAGGGGCUACCUCAGCUCUUUUGCUCUUCAUCUUGUCUCACCACUUUCUCCAAGAAGCCCUCAGGCAAAAAGACCUGUACCUUCUGCAAGAAGGAGAUCUGGAACACCAAGGAGUCAGUUGUGGCACAGACUGGUUCAGGUGGCUCUUUCCAUGAGUUCUGCACAUCAGUGUGUCUCUCCUUGUAUGAGGCUCAGCAGCAGCGCCCAAUCCCCCAGUCUGGGGAUCCCGCUGAUGCCACUCGCUGCAGCAUAUGCCAGAAGACUGGAGAGGUCCUGCAUGAGGUCAGCAAUGGCAGCGUGGUGCACCGGCUUUGCAGCGAUUCUUGCUUCUCCAAAUUCCGGGCCAACAAGGGACUGAAAACCAACUGUUGUGACCAGUGUGGGGCUUACAUCUAUACCAAGACCGGGAGCCCUGGCCCCGAGCUUCUCUUCCAUGAGGGCCAACAAAAGCGGUUCUGCAACACAACCUGCUUAGGGGCAUACAAGAAGAAAAACACACGUGUGUACCCAUGUGUCUGGUGCAAGACCCUGUGUAAGAACUUUGAGAUGCUAUCACAUGUGGAUCGUAAUGGCAAGACCAGCUUGUUCUGUUCCCUGUGCUGUACCACUUCUUACAAAGUGAAGCAGGCAGGGCUCACUGGCCCUCCCCGACCCUGCAGCUUCUGCCGCCGCAGCCUCUCUGACCCCUGUUACUACAACAAGGUUGAUCGCACAGUCUACCAGUUCUGCAGCCCCAGCUGCUGGACCAAGUUCCAGCGCACAAGCCCUGAGGGGGGCAUUCACCUGAGCUGUCACUACUGCCAUAGUCUCUUCAGUGGCAAACCUGAGGUCUUGGACUGGCAGGACCAGGUGUUCCAGUUCUGCUGCCGUGAUUGCUGUGAAGACUUCAAGCGGCUUCGGGGUGUGGUGUCCCAGUGUGAGCAUUGUCGACAGGAGAAACUCUUGCAUGAGAAACUCCGUUUCAGUGGGGUGGAGAAAAGCUUCUGCAGUGAAGGCUGUGUGCUGCUCUAUAAACAGGACUUCACUAAGAAGCUGGGCUUAUGCUGUAUCACUUGUACUUACUGCUCCCAGACCUGCCAGCGGGGAGUCACUGAGCAACUAGAUGGUAGCACCUGGGACUUUUGCAGUGAGGACUGUAAGAGCAAGUACCUACUGUGGUACUGCAAGGCUGCUCGGUGCCAUGCCUGUAAACGCCAAGGGAAGCUGCUGGAGACCAUCCACUGGCGUGGGCAGAUCCGUCAUUUCUGCAACCAACAGUGUCUGUUGCGCUUCUAUAGCCAGCAGAACCAACCCAACUUGGAUACCCAGAGUGGGCCUGAGAGCCUCCUGAACAGUCAGUCUCCUGAGUCAAAGCUCCAGACACCCUCUCAAACCAAAGUGGAGAACAGCAACACAGUGAGGACCCCAGAGGAAAAUGGGAAUUUUGGCAAGAUCUCUGCAAAGACCCGAUCAGCUCCAACUGCUCCCACCCCUCCUCCACCCCCACCGUCCCCAGCAACACCCCGCAAAAACAAAGCUGCCAUGUGUAAGCCACUGAUGCAGAAUCGAGGAGUCUCUUGUAAGGUGGAGAUGAAGUCCAAAGGGAGUCAGACAGAAGAGUGGAAGCCACAAGUGAUCGUGCUGCCCAUCCCAGUGCCCAUCUUUGUGCCAGUGCCUAUGCAUCUGUACUGCCAGAAAGUCCCGGUGCCUUUCUCAAUGCCUAUCCCGGUGCCUGUGCCCAUGUUCUUGCCCACUACCUUGGAGAACACAGACAAGAUUGUGGAAACCAUUGAGGAGCUGAAGGUGAAGAUCCCUUCCAACCCCUUGGAGGCUGACAUCCUGGCUAUGGCAGAAAUGAUUGCAGAGGCUGAGGAGUUAGACAAGGCUUCAUCUGACCUUUGUGAUCUUGUGAGCAACCAGAGUGCAGAGGGACUUCUGGAGGACUGUGACCUGUUUGGGCCAGCUCGAGAUGAUGUCCUGGCCAUGGCUGUCAAGAUGGCCAAUGUCUUAGAUGAGCCUGGACAAGACUUGGAAGCAGAUUUCCCCAAGAAUCCUUUGGACAUUAACCCCAGUGUAGACUUCCUCUUUGAUUGUGGCCUGGUUGGGCCUGAAGAUGUGUCUACUGAACAAGACCUUCCCCGAACCAUGAGGAAGGGUCAGAAGCGGCUGGUGCUUUCAGAAAGCUGUUCCAGGGACUCCAUGAGCAGCCAGCCUAGUUGUACUGGACUCAACUAUUCAUAUGGUGUCAAUGCUUGGAAGUGCUGGGUACAGUCAAAAUAUGCCAACGGAGAAACCAGCAAGGGUGAUGAGCUGCGCUUUGGCCCCAAACCCAUGCGUAUCAAAGAGGAUAUUCUUGCCUGCUCAGCUGCUGAGCUCAACUACGGACUGGCCCAGUUUGUGAGAGAAAUUACUCGACCCAAUGGCGAGCGCUAUGAACCUGACAGUAUCUACUAUCUGUGUCUUGGCAUCCAGCAGUACUUGCUGGAAAAUAACCGAAUGGUGAAUAUUUUCACGGACCUUUACUACCUGACUUUCGUUCAAGAACUCAACAAGUCUCUGAGUACCUGGCAGCCCACGCUCCUCCCCAACAGUAAGGGACAGGGAAUGCAUCCCUCCCCUACAGACACGGGUCCUGGGAAACGGAAGAGAGAAGAUGAAGCUCCUAUCUUAGAACAGCGUGAGAACCGCAUGAAUCCCCUCCGCUGCCCUGUCAAGUUCUAUGAAUUCUAUCUCUCAAAAUGUCCUGAAAGCCUCCGGACUCGCAACGAUGUAUUCUACCUGCAACCCGAGCGGUCCUGCAUCGCCGAGUCACCUCUCUGGUAUUCUGUGAUUCCCAUGGACCGCAGCAUGUUGGAAAGCAUGCUCAAUCGUAUCCUGGCUGUGCGUGAGAUUUAUGAGGAACUGGGUCGUCCUGGUGAGGAAGACCUGGACUGAGCCCAUGUGCCGUCUGUAUCCAUUUUUCACAUCAUCAGUGUCUGUCCUGUGGCCACGUUAUGCAGAGUGACUGGCCUAGGAACCACUGCUACUCAUUCUGAAGGGGCCUAACUGCCCCUUUCCACUCACCCAUUCCCUGCCUUCUCUAGGAACCCCUGGCUUUUACCUUCUUCCAUACCACUUGACAAACACGAGGUCCUAGUCUUCUGUACUUAGGAGCUGGUCUCUCGGUGUUGGGUAAAACCCAGCUGGCCCGUUUUCCUUAUACUUCAAAGUAAACCCUUUCUCUUGGGUCCAGACUCUGGGUAGAGUGUUAAUAUCUCUGGUGAUUCUGUUGGCUUUGGGUUUCCUGACCCAUCCCAUGUAGGUAAAGCCUCUUGUUCCUAGCUUUGACCUAGGGAAGAACCCAGCUGCCAGCUGCCAUCUCUGCCCUGUGCCCAUUUCCUUCUCAAAUCUUCCCCAGUCCCACUAAAAAGGGUCUUAUCUGAAAGUUAUGAGAGAAACUAUGACAGUAAUGAGGGGACCAUUUAUCUGAAACACAAAGCGUAGACACUGUUCCCCUCCUGUGAGAUAAUUGGUUGCUGGUACCCUCUUACCACCAUGUCCCCCACCCCACCCCAGCAAGCACCAGCCCUUGGUGCUGCAGUUAAAAAAAAAGCUUCCAAAUGUGUUCUUUUCCUCAGAGGCAGAGAAUGACUCUAAGUAUGGGGAGCAGACUCCUGUUGUGCAGAUUCCUGUCCCCUUGGUUUAUGUGUUUGUCUCUCUCUGCCAUCUUAGGUUGGCAUGAGCCAUGGUGUCAACAUGCUUAGCCCCUUUCUGUAACUGCCUCCCUUUAGUUCAAUGGACAGUGUUCCCAAGGCAAAAACUACCUUCUGACUUGGGUGGGGGCUGGGUUCUCCACUCUUGUUUUCCCCCAUCAUGAGAGCCAGGCCAAGUCUAUGGAGGCCUGGGUCAUGUAGGAUGGGAUCUGUGGUCAAAGAAUAGGUGAGGAGCUCUUGGCAAGUUCCCUGCCCCUACUGCCUACAUCCCCCAUCCACUUCCCCAUCUUGACUUUGAGGCCCAGAAAACUAUUAGUGUCUGGAAAAGGGGGUACCCAGUUCUUUCCCUGUUGGCUUUGCUGUUCCCUAGCUUCCUUUUUGUGUUUUUAUAACUGUCACCGGUUUAGCCACUGUUUAAAUUGUAUAUAUUGUUCCAAGGCGCCUGGCCUGUCCCUUUAGUGAGCCAUGCCCACCCUUGUGUUGUAGUGAGAAGCUGUUGUCAUGACUAACCUUCUGUCUCUGGAAUUGUUUGUUCAAAUAAAGAGUUAAAAUUGUC
Messenger RNA from Otolemur garnettii (small-eared galago), 5404 nucleotides. RefSeq names its product zinc finger MYM-type containing 3 (gene ZMYM3). Gene Ontology annotation, molecular function: zinc ion binding. The transcript is spliced from 24 exons. Lineage: Eukaryota; Metazoa; Chordata; Mammalia; Primates; Galagidae. The record is from RefSeq and is a predicted model, not a curated record. Bases 197 to 4090 code for a protein of 1297 amino acids.